CCUCUAGCUAAUUACUUGACGAUAGGAAAGCCAUGGACUAGAUGGUCUGACGAACACCAAGUGAGAAGUACACAGAACGGGACUUCAGCUUUAGGUAUAGCCUACAGCAUAGUUGCCAUAUGGAGGAUUUCUCAUCCAGGUGAAUCAAUCGUGCAGGGUGCACGGCAGUGUAAUUUCACCAGGUGUAUCAAUCGUGCAGGGUGCACGGCAUAAGCCAGCGAGUCAAUCACUGAUUUGGGAAAAAAGUCACUUUUGUGAUUGGCUUUCCCUACAAACACAGGACAAUAUUUCUUACCUCAUAGGAGUAAGCAGCAACUUGCAGUAUUAGCUAUACUAUGGAACACUGUCAAAUUCUGUGAGCUUUUCAAUCAUCCUGAAAUUAAUAUGUAACCGAUCAUAACUGUCCUGUACUGAAGUUGCGGACAUGAUCUCGGCGGUUUGAAUCCUUUACAGAUUCAAGCAAGAGCAGAGCCCGAGUGAAAGCGGCCAAGCGUCUCAUUCGCUAAGAGGCCCGGCGAGGAGAGAGCUGCCUUUACAGCAACCUCUGACUUCAACAGUAUGGGACAAGCAUCUUCACACGAGAAGAAAAAGAGGGGAAAGAAAGGACAUGUCGAUAGCGGACUGGGCGAAAACGAUGUGCUUCGUCGGAGUCUAAAUAAAAAUGGUAAGAAGCAUACCACGGCAAGUAACAAGAAGGCCAAAAACCUUGUCUCAACAGACCCUGGUGAGAAGAAACACUGGCACAGACAACAAAGGCAGCCAAGGAAACCGAAACAGCAACCACCUAAGCCAGACUUGGCUGAUGAUGUGAAAGGCGUUCUAAGUCCACGAUACGGUAUAUUUGAUGACGUCAAGCCGACCGUGUGUUUGGAUGAGGAUGGAGUGUCCCUAUCUUCGGCUUCCUCAGACGAGGAGGAGACAAUUCCACGGCGGAGCACUCCAUCAAAACUGACACACCGCUCUUCUUCCCGUCGGCGCUUGAGACGAACGUUUUCGACAUCGGGUAGACGACGAUCAAGGGCAGCAAAAAUGGCAAAAAAGAAUCAGAAAUCUAAGCAAACCGAAAUGGUCAACAAGGGGAGUGAAGAGGUGAAUGCCCCCGCAGUUGACUCUGAGCACAAAGAGAAGGGGACACUGAGCGCUGAUGACUCUGUGAUAAUGCUAUCUGCAGAUGAUUCGGGGUGUUCCACACUAGAUGAUCAUUUGUUCCAAGAUGACAGUCUCUCUGAGGAGGUGCUCGGUUGUUUGGUGUCCAGAGGACUGGAGUUUGAUAGCGAUACCAGCUGCCAACCUCAGACUCCUGUGCUGAAAUCCCGGCGAGAUGAAGGCUAUGAGUCGCUACAAAAGAUAGCACAGAGUACAAUUCCGACAGAGCGCCUCGACGGAACGCUGGAACAGGUUCGACAAAUUAUCUUCUGCUCUUCCAGUGAAAACGGCAAAUCGUACGAUCCUCCAACAGAGAUAGACAUGACUCAGUGGACAUUAAGACAAUCGUCACCUACGAAUGAUGAUCAGUUGAGUAUUUCUUUCACAUCAGAAAUACCCUUGGAAGCUGACGGAAAAUCCUCCAUCGCAGGAAGCUUCUCGGAUUCGGGAUAUUCCACCAAUAGACAACUGUCUGAACGUGACCCCGAGAUUUCCGACAAUGUAGAAAACAUUAACUCUCCGGAUGAAUCUCCGGCUUUUGUGGAUGAAUCUUUUAACGAACAUUUUGCGCAUGUGCUGACAGGGACGAAGACAUCUUUGUUCUAUCAGAAUCCUAUCAACAGUCCGACAGCGUCGGACACAGGCCAUGUCACCAGCCCUCUGUUACAUCUACAGAAUGCUCUGGACACAAGUAAUCAAACCAUUGAUGCUGGUCUGGUGUUGGAUGAGUCUGACGUGUCAGCAGGAACUCCCGUAUCAUCCGCCAUAACCACAGACUCGCAUGAGCAUACUUGUGUUCAACUUGACGACACAAACAGACGUAAUCCUUCAGAGGUGUACGUGUAAAUACCCACUCCACUGUUGUUGAGCUGUGACUACAUGAACGUUGUGUGCACUCAGUUUUUCUCGAGUGGCAGUCCAGUGGCAUACGUUAACGUCUGAUGUGCCGAUAUGCAAUAUAACAAUGUUUAUAUAUAAACCAUUCUGUGACAUGGCCAUCGAUUCGUCCAAUGGAAGGGACGCCAUAUUUAAUAUCAGAAGCAACUUUACCAGUUGGUGUAACAUUGACGAUGCUACAAGUUAACUGAAGACAUCUUUAUUCCCUGUUAUAUAAAUACUCAGAACUCCACAACGAAUAAUUCGAACAUUAUUGUGGCGUAUAGUCAUUUUCCAUAUGUACCUUAAGCGGUAUGUAAGCAUAUGUUUGAGAGAAUCCAUGUUAAUUUGAGAUUUUAGUAUGGGACAACCAAUAGCAAGCUGUACUGUGCACAGGUGCCAUUGAUGGAAACUUCGUGGUAAGGUCAACAGGCCAGCGCACACUGCCGCUUCCACCAGCCGCGUUUACACGGUGCA
Messenger RNA from Liolophura sinensis, 2499 nucleotides. RefSeq lists its product as uncharacterized. The coding region runs from base 559 to 1992 and encodes 477 amino acids. The transcript is spliced from 7 exons. Lineage: Eukaryota; Metazoa; Mollusca; Polyplacophora; Chitonida; Chitonidae. The record is from RefSeq and is a predicted model, not a curated record.